Prosopis cineraria is the source of this 3484-nucleotide messenger RNA. RefSeq lists its product as uncharacterized. Gene Ontology annotation, molecular function: protein binding. The record is from RefSeq and is a predicted model, not a curated record. Lineage: Eukaryota; Viridiplantae; Streptophyta; Magnoliopsida; Fabales; Fabaceae.
ACUUACUGCUGCUAGUCAUUCUUUUUAUUUUUAUUUUUCAUCAUCAUCCAAAGAACCGGACGAAAUUUCGUUUCCAGUUUCUCUCAGACAUUUUCUAUUGGAAUUUGGAAAGAAGAGGACGACGUCCUUCACAUUCUCUCUCAUAACGAAACAAAACACAACAAUGUUUGGUGAACUCCAAUUCCCCAACACCAACACAACCCGGCAUAGGGCUUCGUUCCAGACCCUCGUCUCUCACUCUCAUUGGAUCUGACUUCUACUCCAAAACGCCGUGUAGAUUCGUGCCCUUCUUUGUCUGAUCCCCUCGGUUUUCCAUUUACGUGCUCCAAAUUGAACCUGAACACCAUAGUUUCCGAGGAAUACUAUCACGGUGAUAAAUCCCGGUCCGACCCGAUUGAUUUUGGGCAUUUUCAUUGAAAUGGGAAUGCCCAGUAAACAAUGAGCAAAGCUGGGGACGAAGAAGAGGAAGAAGAGCGCUUUUACGAGUCUAACGACCGGCUAGUUUCGUCCUCUUGCUCCUGCUCCGCUUCCAACUCAGAUGACGACAACGACAAUGGCUCCAGUCCCAACUCUCCCAAUUAUGGUUCGGACCUACCCUUCCCCGUACCCAAAUUCCCCGCGGCCUUGUGCAAGUACGAUGUUUGGAUCUCCGAACCGUCAUCGGUUUCCGAACGCCGGACCCGUCUUCUUCGCGAGAUGGGUCUCGCCGGCGACCCGUCAUUGUCCCAGGGAAAGGCUGCCUCUGCCGAUAAUCUUAGAGGAAUGGCCAAUGGAGAGUUUGGCCGAUCGGCUUCUACCGAUCACGUGAGUCGCCAACAACAGGAUGAAACUUCUGGUUGCACUGCCGGCAUAUCCCGAUCGAAAUCAGGCGGUGGCACGGAUCUUGGUGACUUGCAAUUGUGUACUGGUCAGUUUCGUCGUCAUCGCAAUAAAUCUACUUCUUCCUUUUGUUCUUCAAUCCUUUCUUUUCACUCGGUCGCUUCAGAGAACGGCUCAUUUGUAAAUAGCCGGAAUCAAAUCGUUAAGUCGACGUGCGGCAAUGGCAAUGAAUCCCCGAUUGCUAGUGCCGCCUUCCCCAAUAAGCCGCCUUCAGGGAAAAAUUGCAGAAGGGUAGAUGAAAUCCGAAGUGGCUCCUCGAACUUGAGGGUGGAUUUUGGUCAGUUUUCGGUGGAGCCAGUUCUGGAGAACGCAGGUCGUGGCGAGGGGGAGGAAGGUGCGGACUGUAAUGGACUUGACAGGGCUGAUGAACAAGUGUGCACCAUAAGAAAUCUCGAUAAUGGGAAAGAGUUUGUAGUCAAGGAGAUUAGGGAGGAUGGGACGUGGAAUAAAUUAAAGGAAGUCGGAACUGAAAGGCAGUUGACCAUGGAGGAGUUUGAGAUGACAGUGGGCCACUCGCCAAUUGUUCAAGAAUUGAUGAGACGACAACAUUUCGAGGAGGGUAACAAGGACAAUGUAGAUUUAAAUGCAACUGUAACUGCAAAUGGUGGCAGUGGAGGUGGUACCAAGGUAAAGAAGAAAGGGAGUUGGUUUAAGAGUAUAAAGAGUGUUGCUUGCGCCAUGACGGGUUAUAAGGACAGACGGAGCAGUGAUGAAAGGGAUACUUCGUCAGAAAAGGGUGGGCGGAGGUCAAGUUCUGCUACAGAUGAAAGCCAAGAUGCUUAUUUACAUAGGCUUGGAAGAGUACGGGUUAGGCAGUAUGGCAAGUCAUGUAAAGAGGUCACUGCACUCUAUAAGAGCCAGGAGAUACAUGCUCAUAAUGGAUCUAUAUGGAGCAUUAAGUUUAGUUUGGACGGACAGUAUCUUGCUAGUGCAGGUGAGGAUUGUGUAAUUCAUGUGUGGCAAGUUGUGGAGUCAGAAAGGAAGGCGGAGCUGCUGGUGGAGAAACCAGGCUAUGGGAAUAUGAAUACGUUAUUUGUUAUGAAUGGAUCCACUGAACCAACCUUGCUAUCCCCAAGCCAUCCAGAGAUGAAGAGACGGGGGAGGUCAUCCAUCAACAGAAAAUCACUGAGCUUGGACCAGUUAGGGGUGCCAGAAACUAUGUUUGCACUGACAGAAAAACCUAUUUGCACAUUCCAAGGUCAUCUUGAUGAUGUGCUUGAUCUAUCUUGGUCCAAAUCUCAGCAUUUGCUUUCCUCUUCAAUGGACAAAACGGUACGGCUGUGGCAUGUAUCUAGCAACUCUUGUCUGAAAGUUUUUACACACACUGACUAUGUGACUUGCAUCCAGUUUAAUCCCGUUGAUGAUAGAUACUUCAUUAGCGGAUCUUUGGAUUCCAAGGUUCGCAUAUGGAGUAUUCCUGAUCGUCAAGUUGUUGAUUGGACUGAUUUGCAUGAGAUGGUCACUGCUGCUUGCUACACACCUGAUGGGCAGGGUGCACUGGUAGGUUCAUGCAAGGGUAGCUGCCAUUUGUAUAAUACAUCUGAAAAUAAAUUGCAAAAAAAAAGUGAGAUUUUUCUGCAGAACAAGAAAAAGAAGUCAAAUCUCAAGAAAAUUACUGGCUUCCAGUUUGCUCCAGGAAGUUCAUCAGUACUCAUUACAUCUGCUGAUUCUCAAAUUCGAUUGGUUGAUGGUGUCGAUCUGGUUCAUAAGUUCAAAGGAUUUCGCAACACAAAUAGCCAAAUUUUAGCCUCGUUCACAGAGAAUGGAAAAUAUAUAGUCUCAGCAAGUGAGGAUUCCCAUGUGUACAUAUGGAAAAAUGAAGCUAAUUGCAGGCCCAACAGAACCAAAGGUGUCACUAUCACUCAGUCCUAUGAACAUUUUCAUUGUACAGAUGUGUCAGUGGCUAUUCCUUGGCCUGGUAUGGGCGAUGCAUGGGAAAUGCAAGGUACUUUAUCUGGAGAACAAACCAGAGCUGAUAGUAUCCCCAUCGGCGUCUCAUCGGUGAAUCAUCCCCCAACCCCGGUAGAUGAAAGCUUUGGUAAUGAGGCAUCAGGUUCCAACAAUGAUGCACUUCAUGGAACUAUAGCCAGUGCUACAAACAGUUAUUUUUUUGACAGAAUUUCCGCAACAUGGCCAGAAGAAAAACUUGUUCUUGCUGCCAGGAGACGAAGCCCUCGAGUUAGCGUGGACAUCUCAGACGGGGUUAAUCAAAACAUGUCAGCCUGGGGUCUGGUGAUGGUAACUGCUGACCUUCGAGGGGAAAUUCGAGCUUUUCAGAAUUUUGGAUUGCCACUGCGGAUAUAGGAGGUGAGUUUGUGAUGUCAGCUCAGAAGAACAAUUGUACAGGGGGAUUUGUAAUAUUGGCAGGGGCUUCCACUAUUUAUUUUUUAUUUUUAUUUUUUAAUGUUCUUGUGCUUGUCGGAUGAGUUGGGUCGCCAUCUGAUCAGGCAUGGAGUAGAAAAUGAAAAGAAAAGAAGUUAACUAAAGAGGAAAACAAAGAAGAGGUUUACGUCAGAAUUUUAAGUCCGAUGAAUUUACGUAGUCAGGAAAUGUAGAGCAACGAGCAAGGGAAGAGUUUAAUGAAUUACAGGUGAAGAUUCUUUUA